Molecule: messenger RNA, 1427 nt
Organism: Salvelinus namaycush (lake trout)
Lineage: Eukaryota; Metazoa; Chordata; Actinopteri; Salmoniformes; Salmonidae
Exons: 2
Coding region: 280-1074 (264 amino acids)
Source: RefSeq, a predicted model, not a curated record
UCUUAUAUAAUGAAAAUUCUAAAUAUAGUAUGGCCUUUGUAAACCUUUGACAAACUAAGUAGAACAUGAAAAGUAUGUUCAUUUUUGUACAGUUUCUAAAUCAGUCUUUAAUGUUGAUAUGUAAAAAAUGUGGUACUUUCGGUUUCAUUUCCUAAAUUCCAGCCUCCCAGCCCUGGGAAGCCCUACCCGGAUAAUACCUGUAAAACACUCACUAGGACACAGCAUACGCACAGCAAGAAAGCAGCAAGAACAGAUCUACUUCAUAAAUAAGGUGUAACCAUGGCUAACAUUAAAACAUUAAAUGAAAUUGGACACCUCAACUCGUCUGGCUUUGGUAGGCCUUGGCCCAGGCAUGGGCUUUACCUGCUCCACUGGUUCUCCCAUAACUACGUCAUAUUCGACAACAAUGGUGACCUGCGGGCGCUGUACAACCCCAAAGCGGAGUUGUUCGGCUUCCAUCACUUCAAUAACCGACCCGAGUGUAACGGUAAUUGUUAUCAACUGCUCCCCAUCCAGAACUUUCCAUACUAUGAGGUGGGCAACCUGAAUACGCCAGGGGCAGAUGACCUGCCACCGUACGUUAGGCAGAACUACAAAGGACACCAUGACGACAGCAAUAUGGACCGUAUCAUCAUCAGUCUUCUCCCCGACUUUGUGUUGGAUAAAGUCUAUGUGACCCAACAUGAGGAUGUGAGUACCUUUGAUCGCCAGAACACCUAUCGGAUCAGUAGGGGUUUGGUCAAGCUCAUCCGUAAUCUGGAACUGGAGGAGCUGCUAAGGCAAGCUGGGUACCCCAGAACCAUUAUGUUUGUCAAAGCAGUCAAGCGGCAAGAGACUCCAGCUCGAAGCCACACCACCGUUUGUCAACCAGCUGUUAGCCAACCUGACUGGGUCAACAUCAAGAGGCCCUCUGCUGUGAGUCCCAGGCCAACACCAUCAAGGGAGUCUGUAAUUGACAUGCCACAUGACUCAAUGCCUCGUGAGAGCAAAAUAAAUCAUGUGUCUGUCAGUAUACCCGAGAGCAGAGACUCCCAUAUGCCUCGGCGGGAGAGGCAAUGCUGUGUCAUUCUGUAGACUGGGCCAAAGAGAGUGAAAAGGGUUCAUCUUACAGGACGAAUGGGGAAAUAACCGUGGACAAAAUGUAUUACAGUGCUCCUGUAAGUAGGUCUACAGUUCAACACUAUUGCAAUUACUCAUUAUUGUUACACUGUACCUACAGCAGUGACCCUAACCCUAAGUCACUUUUUAAACAAUUAUUUAGAAUAGUCAUUUUUUUAUUAAAAAUCAUUUAUUUCAACAUACAAUCACUUCUUAAUAUGUGUAGAUUUCUUAUAGUGUCACGUUCCUGACCUGUUUUCUCUUGUUUUUGUAUGUGUUUAGUUGGUCAGGGCGUGAGUUGGGGUGGGCAUUCUAUGUUAUGUGUUUCU